Messenger RNA from Mya arenaria, 3746 nucleotides. RefSeq names its product protein O-mannosyl-transferase TMTC2-like. The coding region runs from base 9 to 1898 and encodes 629 amino acids. Gene Ontology annotation, cellular component: endoplasmic reticulum membrane. The transcript has 11 exons. Gene Ontology annotation, molecular function: mannosyltransferase activity; identical protein binding. NCBI's taxonomy places the organism in Eukaryota, Metazoa, Mollusca, Bivalvia, Myida, Myidae. Gene Ontology annotation, biological process: protein O-linked glycosylation via mannose. The record is from RefSeq and is a predicted model, not a curated record.
AUGGCCUAAUGCAAAAAUGGAAAUGGUCAUAUCUACCGGUAGAGUGGCGGCGGACCAUGGAGGGCGUGAUUCUGCUUGUGGUUGUCCUGGUAACGCUGGUGGCUGCUCGUGUCUACUUCAUGGGCAACACACCCCCUGAGUUUGCCCCAUCAGACAACCCUGCCUCGGACGCGGACAGUUUUACUACCCGCACGCUGACAUAUGCACUCUUGCCGGCACUCAACAUGUGGAUAUUACUCUGCCCUAAUGUUCUCAGUUUUGAUUGGUCGAUGUCAUCCAUACCACUCGUUGAGAGCAUCUCAGACUUUAGGAAUACCUUCUCAUUUUUGUUUUAUUCAUUUUUAUUUUAUUUUGCUUAUUUGACGUUAUCAUAUAUACAUAGUCAAGUUAACGAGAAAACGAUGUUAAAUGGCAAUAGUCACUCAAGCCAUGUGAUAAACAGUUCACGACAUUCCAGCUUGAAGCACAAAUCAUUCCACACGGAGAGACAGACCUCUGUGCCAGGGGACACAACUGUCUCUUAUUCCAAAAGUCAUUUCACAGUGUUCACAGUGUCGUCUCAUACCAUUAAUGUGAUAAUAUUCUCUGCAGCUUUAAUGGUGUUACCCUUUAUCCCUGCCACAAACCUGUUCUUUUACGUCAGGUUUGUGAUUGCGGAGCGUGUCCUCUACAUUCCAAGCAUGGGCUUUUGUCUGCUUGUGGCUCACGGCCUCCACACAAUCUACAACCAUUUCCAUAGCAACAUGCUCAAACAGAAACUUCUUGCCAUUGCAACUGUAUUCUUAAUUCUGAUGUACUCAGGCAAGACAGUCCGGCGAAAUGUUGACUGGAGGACAGAGGAGAUGCUGUAUACAUCGGGAAUCGCAGUUAACCCUCCAAAAGCAUGGGGCAACCUUGCCAAUAUAUUCAACAACCAGGGUCGUGUAGACGAUGCCGAGACUGCGUACAGGAAUGCUCUCAAGUACCGGCCUAACAUGUCCGACACCCACUAUAACCUGGGUAUCUUGCUGCAGAACAAGAAGCUUUACCAGGACGCCAUCGAGAGUUACCAGAAGGCCAUCAGCUUCAGACCAAACCUCUCCAUGGCUCAUCUGAAUCUGGGCAUUCUGCUGGCACAGUUGGGGGAUGGCAAACAGGCUGAACAGGUGUACCGCCACUGUGCAGACCUAGACACCUCUAAACUCAAAGACCCGCGGCUCCAUGAGAGCACGAAGAUCUCGUGUCUAUACAACCUGGGGCGUCUUUACAGUGACCAGAAACGAUACCAGGAGUCCAUAUCUGUGUUUGAGGAGGCCUUGCGAAGACGCCCAGACCACUACGCUCCCCAGUCCCUGUAUAACCUCUAUGGAGAGACAUUCUCCAGCCUGGGGAAUCAUGAGGAAGCAGAGCGCUACUAUCGCAAGGCCCUGGCUGCCAAACCUGACCACAUCCCUGCCCAUCUCACCAUGGCAAAACUCAUGCACAAACUGGGUAGACUGGAUGAUGCGGAGAGCUGGUUUGCCAAGGCACGCACUGUAGAUCCCAGCGACAGCUCAGUUCAACAACACUAUGCUCUGUACCUUGGGGAGACUGGCCGGCUAACGGAGUCUGCAGCCGUGUACCGGAAAGUGCUGGAACGGGAUCCAGACAACUUCGAGAUGGUUUUUAAUGCCGCCAACAUCCUCCGACAGAUUGAUAAAAGCAGCGAGGCAGAGAAACUCUUUCAUCGAGCUACACAGCUCAGGCGAAAUGAUGCAACUGCCCAUAUGAAUUUGGGAGCAAUGUACCACAUCAACGGGAAACUGUCCGAGGCAGAGAGGUCAUACACACGAGCCCUUGAGCUGAAACCUGGGGACAAGGUGACCCAGGAUAACCUUGUCAAACUACGGAACCUCAGGAAGUCACAGCAAAAAACAUGAACUGGAAAUUGAUAUGAUAAUUAUCUGGAAAUUCUAAUGUUGAUUUAUCUGUCAAUGCAAACAAUUACCUAGACGUGAAGAAACAGUCUUGCUUAGCUAUCUUCAAUAACACUGGCUUAGUUAUCAAAAGAUUGGCCUGGCUGUCAGGUAAAACUUCGGACUAGCUUUUAUUAGAAUGGCCUUGCUGCAAGGAAAAAUUGGCCAAGCUGUUGACAGACCUAGAAUGCCUCAACUUACUUAACUUACCGAGAGGACAAGGGUCACUGACCUAGAAAUGUUUACCUUGCUGAGAAACUGCAAGUGAGCUAGCCAUUGGAAUGUUGUGGCAUCACUUAUUUAGAUUAGACUUGUUGCAGACAAGCAUGUAAAACAUGGCCGACUUUCAGAUAUGAUAAUUUUGUUGUGUGAUGAUACAAUACUCAGGACUGUGAUGUCCCGUUUAUCAAGGCCAAAAAUGCUUUUAAAACAGUCAUAUUGUUGUGUAAUGCACACAUAUAAUGCUUCAAUAAUUUUAAUUUGCAAACUGUAAGAUUGUCUUUCAAAACCAAAGAAAUCAUUCAUGACUUCAUAGAUUUGUAACUAUACAAUCAUAACAUAAUAGUAUAAGCUAAAAUAAAAACAAUUUGUAAUUAAACCCCAGAUAAAUAUAUUUGGGGGCUAUAUUUGAGGUGCGUAUGUCCUGUCUCAACAUCUUCAGUCAAUAUUGUGUUGUGUGUAGCUCCAAAAGUUGCUCCCAUAAUUUGAUAAAGACAUCAAAAUUCAUUACAAUGUUUGUCAGCAUAGGAAACUGUGCACUUGCAUUUCCUGCGUCAUUUCACUUUGUAUAACAAAGAGUUAUGGCCCUUUAAUUAGUAAAAAUUGGUUGGAAUAAUCGUAUCACAUUUAGAUCAAGAAGUGUUUCACCUACACAUAUGACACUGUAGGAUUGUUGGAUAUUGUGCACCUGAAAUUUGUGUCGCACAUCAAUCUGCCUUACAAGAGUUAUGGCCAUUGACACAUUUAAAAUUGAAAGAUCUUGUGUUGCGUAUUGCUCCAAAAGUAUUCCACCUACUCACAUGAAACUUGGGAAAGUUGGUCCACAUGGGAAAUAGUGUACCUGAUAUUCAUGUGACAUUCCACUGUGUAUAACAUAUUAUUUAAUUGCGUUUGACUUAGUAAAAAUGGUAUGAAAUAUAUAUAAGGCAAGAGCAGAAAAUUUUGAUCAGUUUAAUAAUGUACAUGCUCAUGUUGUUAGUUCCAAAACACAAUGUUUAACCAUUCCUGUGUCCAGGUGGCAUCACGGGGCAUUCAUCACCUCUGUGAUAGCUCUAGUUGAAUUUAUCUAAACCAAAAGCCUAUCUGUAUGACUGUCUUUAAAUGCGGUGAAGGAGGAGUUUUGUUGAUCUCAAAUUAUAAUGAGUGUGGGAGAUAUUUGGGAAUUUAAUAUUUGUUUGGCUGUUGAAGUUCGAUAUUUGCUAUCAUAGAAUAUCAUGUAAAAAGUUAUAUUUCUGUGAAAUAUGCUUAGCAAUGAAGCAAUAUUUUUUGUUUGCAUUGAGCUGACAUGAUUGCAUGUGUUUUACACUUACAUGUAAAUAAAUCAUUCCAAAACUUGCUCAUAUUUAAGGCUGACAUUCCCCGACAUUUUGUAUUUGUUUUAUAUAAAUGUUGCAUAAUAUUAUUAUAUGCUUAAACUAUAAACAGUUUUCAUGGCAUAUGGUCAUUAUCUUUAUUGUUAUAGUAUACACGUUACAUAUAUAAUUUUACAUUUGUUAUUUGAUGUAGACUUAAUUCAAUUCAGUUAAAAAGUUUUUUGUUUGGAUAGUUUCAAUAUUUAUAAAGCAAUACAUUGUCCUAUAUUAUUUUUGUAUC